CGCCGCCCACCAACCCUAGAGAGCCGUUCGCAGCAGGCCGGAACGAGAAUGAGAUGGUUAUCAUCGUCCAAGAUAAUUCAUUAUCGGAGAGUGCUGCCGCUGCCGAAGAAGAAGAAGACGACGACUGUGAGGCCCACGCUGAAAAUGGCGCUGAACCGAAGGAUCGGCGACGCAAUUUAGAAGAAUUCGACGACGACAUCACCGAAUUAGUCGGGGAAGAUGGCAUCCAACCUACGAGGCGAUCGUUCUCUGCAGACUCUCAUCAUCAUCAUCGGGGCGGCAAGGUCUCGAUCGCGGAUGUUCUUCAGGCGAGCACGGAGGACGAGCUGUUAGCAGCAGCGAAGGAGAACGGCGUCUUGGUGGGCGGCGGCUGCUCAUCGAGACGGUGCGCGGGGGAGAAUAGUAAGGAGAGUAGCACGAUCAGGGCAUUGCAUUGCGUUAUUAGCCCCGAGCCGACGAAGCGGUCGGCCCCGAGCGGGAGACUCUGCUUCACUACCCAUGGAAGGGAAAAGAAACUUACCACAACCCUUCCCAUAUGAAGAAGAGGAUCAUCAUAAUACUCCGCAUGAUGCAUAGAGUUACAAAUUUACAGAGUUGUUUCAAAAGGGAGGGAGGAAGCGUAUAUUUUUUUGGGCUCUCAAACUGUUCAAUUCAAUUGGGACGAAUGGCUCUCCGCACUGAUGAGAGGAAAUUAAUUCUCUUCUCCGAUCUCUCUCGGUAAGGAGGGCUCUCUGUUUGCUCUAAAAGGUAUGAGUGACUCCCCGCAUUGCUCAUGUUUUUGGUCUUGUGGAUAUUUGAUAGAUUUUGGAUUAGUUCUGUGGUUUCUUUUGGUUCUCUCUUAAUACAAUUUCUUCAAUCCUUCUUGCAUGCCCCCAAAUUCUAAGGCCGAAGAUCAUGGUAUUAAGCCAAUUAGGUGGUCCGAAAAAAAAAAAAAAAAAAAAAGGGGCUAAGUAAGUUUUGGUAUUUGAUGGGAACAGUGACAGGUUACUUUCUCAUUAUGGUCCUUAAAAUUGAAAUAAUUUUUUAUGACUUGUAUCACUGGUUUGUUGGGCCCCCUGCCACCGCUAGCUCCUAUAUUAUAAUUAAUAAACAAGUAUUUUUAGCGUCUU
Ananas comosus (pineapple) is the source of this 1109-nucleotide messenger RNA. Its product is annotated as E3 ubiquitin-protein ligase Os04g0590900-like. The coding region runs from base 54 to 539 and encodes 161 amino acids. The transcript has a single exon. NCBI's taxonomy places the organism in Eukaryota, Viridiplantae, Streptophyta, Magnoliopsida, Poales, Bromeliaceae. The record is from RefSeq and is a predicted model, not a curated record.